AUGUGCCAGCAAAGUACUUUAACUUAUUUAUAAUUCAUAGGAAGACUCGUAAAUCUGAGUUAGUUGUUGAAAUCGAAAUUUAUAAAAAGUAUGGUGUGGAAAAUUUCAGUUAUUAAAUGUGUUCUAAACACUAUUAAUACAAAUAAUAUGAAUAUACAGUGUAUCGUUCAUCACAGAUUAUGA
Messenger RNA from Paramecium octaurelia, 183 nucleotides. The record is from the annotation of a GenBank genome assembly. NCBI's taxonomy places the organism in Eukaryota, Ciliophora, Oligohymenophorea, Peniculida, Parameciidae.